UGGAGUCCAGGGAGGCUGCCUGCAGCUGUUGGCCAUGAGGUCAACCCAAAGAAGUGAGCAUCCCAUCUCCUUCCUUUUUCCUCACCCAAAAGUCAUUUCCUCUUAGUUCAUCACCUGGGAUUUUGAGGCCUCUGUUCCCUCAGCAUUAUUGAUACACACAGAAAAAAAAAAAAAAAAAAAGAAGGAACUUCUUGAAAUUCCCCCAGAAGGUUCUGAGAGUUGUUUUCAGUGUUGCAACUCGGAACAAGUCAGUUUCUAGUUUAAGUACUCCAUCAGGAGCAGGGUAUAUAAGCUCCUGCAACAGCAGCAGCCGCAGAAACAACGGUGUCAGACCCAGCAAACUUUGAGCCUGGCCAGAAGCAAGAUGCAGCCUCCACCAUUCGCCAUCUCCUGGUUUUCCCUGGUUUUGCUGGCAUCUCCCCUCGGGGCCAUAUGGGAACUGGAGAAAAAUGUUUAUGUUGUAGAGGUGGACUGGUACCCCGAUGCCCCUGGAGAAAUGGUGGUCCUCACCUGUGACACUCCCGAAGAAGAUGGCAUCACCUGGACCUCAGACCAGAGCAGUGACGUCUUAGGCUCUGGCAAAACCUUGACCAUCCAAGUCAAAGAGUUUGGAGAUGCCGGCCAGUACACCUGUCACAAAGGAGGCCAGGUUUUGAGCCAUUCGCUCCUGCUGCUUCACAAAAAGGAAGAUGAAACUUGGUCCACUGAUAUUUUAAAGGACCAGAAAGAACCCAAAAGCAAGACCUUUUUGAAAUGUGAGGCAAAGAACUAUUCCGGACAUUUCACCUGCUGGUGGCUGACAGCCAUCAGCACUGGUUUGAAAUUCAGUGUCAAAAGCAGCAGAGGCUCCUCUGACCCCCAAGGGGUGACAUGUGGAGCAGUGACACUCUCAUCGGAGAGAGUCCGAGUGGACCACAGGGAGUAUAAGAAGUACACGGUGGAGUGUCAGGAGAGCAGUGCCUGUCCAGCUGCCGAGGAGGUCCUGCCCAUUGAAGUUGUGGUGGACGCUGUUCACAAGCUCAAGUAUGAAAACUACACCAGCAGCUUCUUCAUCAGGGAUAUCAUCAAACCAGACCCACCUAAGAACCUGCAGCUGAAGCCAAUGACAAAUUCUCGGCAUGUGGAGGUCAGCUGGGAGUACCCUGACACCUGGAGCACCCCACAUUCCUACUUCUCCCUGACAUUUUGCAUUCAGGUCCAGGGCAAGAACAAGAGAAUAAAGAAAGAUAGACUCUUCGUGGACCAGACCUUAGCCAAGGUCAUGUGCCACAAGGAUGCCAAUAUCCACGUGCAAGCCCGUGACCGCUACUACAGGUCAUCCUGGAGCGAAUGGGCAUCUGUGCCCUGCAGUUAGGCUCUAAUCCCAGGAUGAAACCUUGGAGGAAAAAUGGAAGAUAUUAUGCAAAAGUUUUUAAAGAUCCAGUGUACUAAGCCCCAAAAGAUAUUUUCUACCUAAUUUGCUUUUUUUAAGGGUCACGACGAUAUCUUUACUAUAUUUCCAUAUUUAAAUACUAAAUACCCACUGAAACAACCAGCUAAUUUAUUUAUGUAUUUUCCAGCUAGCAGUCUUACCACUGACCUUAAUGCUAUUUUAAUAUUUAAGUAAUUUAUGUAUUUAUUAAUUUAUUACCGUUAUUUCACAUUUGUGUGCCAAGAUGUAUGCUUCAUAGUCUCACCAGCUGAUCCAUAAGGAAUGGGCACUAUUAUGCAGAAUAUGAAUCUAUAUGUUAUUUAUACUGACAGCUUUUCAAACGAGGCUGCAAGUGCCUCAGUUUUAUGAGAAUCAGGAAGAGCACAGUGUUCUGGUGUCAGCACCACAAUAUAUUCAUGAUGGAGGAGAACACCAGAGAGUCACACGAAGGGACAGGGAGAUGCAAGCCCAUGAGGAGGUCCCAGGUUCUGUAUCCACGAAGACUUCCUCAAAGUGGUUGGUUUUGAUAAAGCAAUGCUGGGCCAUGGGCACUUGUAAGCAUAUUUAGUCUUCGGAUGCCUAAACAUUUCUGAAACUGGAGUUUCAGCUUACUAAAGCAGUAGUGAGACAUAGGACAGUGACACGGAGAUAUCAUAAAUGUCUAGAAAGUGAAAAGAUCUUAUGAUUCUAAAGGAAGGACAAGUGUAGUAUGGUCAAAGCCAUGAAAUUGUCUGAAUUGCCAAUGCUCACAAAAAAAGCAGACAGAUGCAGAGAAAAUGCUUACUGGUCAGUGUGAGUGAAGCCUGACGAGUAAAUGUGACCAGAAAAUGCCAAUCCACUAAGGUGUUAUCUUUAAGUAAUGAAUGUGCUUCCUGUAAAGGGAUUCUAUUUGUUUUCUGUUUACUUAUGUUUACAUUCCAAGAAUGGACCAAUAAAAAUAUAACUCUUCUUUG
Manis pentadactyla (Chinese pangolin) is the source of this 2364-nucleotide messenger RNA. RefSeq names its product interleukin 12B (gene IL12B). Gene Ontology annotation, biological process: cytokine-mediated signaling pathway; immunoglobulin mediated immune response. The coding region runs from base 365 to 1354 and encodes 329 amino acids. NCBI's taxonomy places the organism in Eukaryota, Metazoa, Chordata, Mammalia, Pholidota, Manidae. Gene Ontology annotation, cellular component: external side of plasma membrane; membrane. Gene Ontology annotation, molecular function: cytokine receptor activity; protein binding. The transcript is spliced from 8 exons. The record is from RefSeq and is a predicted model, not a curated record.